AUGAGUGCACAUCCUUACCACAGACACCCUGACCCUCGCGGCCGCGAGCUAAGCAGGAGGCCGUCGGCUUCCGACGAAGACUCGUUCUUUUCCGACUCGUCAAGCGUGGUGGAGAAGCACAACCACCAUCAUCGGCCUCGAUCGCACCACCGCGACCCGCCGCGGGGCCGUCGCCCCGAAUUGUCUCGCCACCGCACCGGCGACGACGAACACUACCUGCCCCACCAUAAUCAUCAUCAUCAUCACAACUCCCAUGGCCACCAUGAUCGCCACCGCAAUGACGACCGCCGCGACAGCCUUGACAGCGGUUCUGGAGCCGUCGUACGGCGGGAGGAGGUCUAUGCCGUCCAGCACAUUCCCCGCGACUCCUCGGUAGCCUCAUCAACGGCGCGGACCUGCGUCUACGACCAUAGAGAUCCGCGGGAUCGCUACCAUCGCUCCAGGCGCUACCGUGAUUACGACGAUGACAGGUCGCCGUCGGGUGAGAAACGGUACCAACGCGAGCGCAACAGGUUCGAUCCGCGAGUCAUCCUGGCCACGCUACUGUUUGCCGCUACUGCUGCUCUGUGCUAUAAGGAGAUAAGUAGUGGAGGCAAGAAACGUGGUGGUGGAAGGAGGGCGCACAGUAGUCGUCCUGGUUAG
Messenger RNA from Pyricularia grisea, 642 nucleotides. RefSeq lists its product as uncharacterized. NCBI's taxonomy places the organism in Eukaryota, Fungi, Ascomycota, Sordariomycetes, Magnaporthales, Pyriculariaceae. The coding region runs from base 1 to 642 and encodes 213 amino acids. The transcript has a single exon. The record is from RefSeq and is a predicted model, not a curated record.